Notolabrus celidotus (New Zealand spotty) is the source of this 1443-nucleotide messenger RNA. RefSeq names its product PTTG1 interacting protein a (gene pttg1ipa). Lineage: Eukaryota; Metazoa; Chordata; Actinopteri; Labriformes; Labridae. The coding region runs from base 204 to 707 and encodes 167 amino acids. Gene Ontology annotation, cellular component: nucleus; cytoplasm. The record is from RefSeq and is a predicted model, not a curated record. Gene Ontology annotation, biological process: protein import into nucleus. The transcript has 7 exons.
UUCCUCUCCUUUGUGUCUUUGGUGCGUAAUGAGCGUGCGUCAGAACAACUCCGCGUUCAGUUCCCUCUAAGCAGGUUCACUUUUCGAGUUUCAGCUGUCGAGCAGCAAAGACGUUUCCUCUUUUUUCACACAGAGAUUUCUCAAAUCCAUUCAGACAGAGAAAGUUUAACUAACAAACCUUGAAUAGUCUGAGUGGUUGGACGAUGGAUUCUCGGAUUUUACUCCCUGCGCUUCUGCUCGUCGUCGGUUUGGCGACAGUUUUGGCCCAGACGACUUCCGCACCUGAACCAGCAUGUGAGACUAAGAAUGGGACAAGCUGCGAGCUGUGUUUGAAAAAUGUAAAGUGCUUGUGGUGCAUCAAAACAAAGGCAUGUGUAACAUAUCCAGUGAAGACCAUCCUCCCUCCUCAUGCCCUCUGUCCUCUGAAUGAGGCGCGAUGGGGGCUCUGCUGGAUGAACUUCCAGACGUUGAUAAUCACCUUGGCGGUGUUAGGUGGAGUCAUCAUUAUCGCCUUCCUUAUCUGCCUGUUCUGUUGCUGCAAGUGUGAGAACUUUGGAUCCAGAAGAUUUGAUGCCAAGAUGGAGAGGCAGGCUAACAAGACAAGAACCAAGCAGGAAGAAAGGAAAGCAGAAAUGAACCAGCGACAUGAUGAAAUCAGGAAGAAAUAUGGUCUGAGUGGACAAAAUCCCUAUUCCAAAUUUGCAUGAGAGGAUCUGUGAAUUGAGUUUUCAACCACAGGGUUCAUGUUUUCUCUGAGCACUGACCUCUCACACAAUCAAAACUGACAACCUACGUAUGUUGUGGCUGAGAGUGUAGACGAAACCUAAGGAUUUAUGUGAACUCUAAGAACAAUAGACAUUAGUUUUGCACAGCCAGUCAUUGGUCUCAUCCAGCCUAUGUAAAGGAAUAUGUUCAUUGUGAUCAUCCAAGAGGCUGUAAAUAAAGGUAGAAUAGAAACAUGUAGCAGCAGUGUUCUUCAGAAUCAAAUACUCUCUGGUAACUAUUUAUUGUAUUAAGUCAAAUGAUUUAUUGUGCAAAACAGAAAGACUCAAGUCGACUACCUUAGCUCCAGAAUCUGGAUUUUUUUCCCCUGGAUUUUAUCUGUUUUCUUCCUGUGUUGCUGCUGAUUAAGAGUUUUACAAACAAAUAUUCAACCUAUUUUUGUACUUGAUUUAAUUCACUUAAAAUAGACUCAAUCCUAGCAUAUACUGUGUGUACUUGCUGGAGUCAUUUUUAUAUUGUUAGUGCUCCACUUACAGGUUUUCUUUUUUUUUCUUGGGCUGUCAGGUUUGGAAAAUCCCUAAAUAAAUCUUAAUCAGUGCAGUCUAAAUUUAUAAAGUGAUUGGAACUUUUGAAUAUUUACUUUGAAGUCUGCCUUAUUCUGCAUUUGCCUGAAUACCCUGUAAAUACAAGUAGGCCUAAUAAAAGAUGCUGAACUCAUAC